Molecule: messenger RNA, 1299 nt
Organism: Cladocopium goreaui
Lineage: Eukaryota; Dinophyceae; Suessiales; Symbiodiniaceae
Source: the annotation of a GenBank genome assembly
AUGUCUUGUGAGAAGUUGCAGGGAGCCAGACCUUUUGUUGAACGCGAAAGCCACAGUGGUGGCGUUUGCUGUGAUGGCAGUGAAGGAAAGAAGAGUGAAAUCUUUGUCUCUCCAACUGCCGACGCGUUGCUGUUGAAGGCGCGGGAGCUCUUCGCGACCUGCGUUGCGCUUCCCAUCGCUUGGCUUCAUCUGGAUGCGGAUGUCGAAGGGAGCCGUCGGAGAAAGCACGAGCGAGUGAAGGAAGGUGCCGAGAUUGUGUACAAUUUGCAGCAGCGGCUUCGCACAAAGCUGUUGGACAGGUACUUCCUUCUCUGGUCGUUUUUUGCGGAGGAGGAGUUCUACCUGUUGGCCUUGCCUUUGCUCUUUUGGUGCGGCGAUUAUCGUUUCGCCCGGCACAUGACCUACGUGGUGUGUUGGGGCCUCAUCUGGGGGAACCUCCUGAAGGACGUCUUCCGCUUGCCGAGGCCCAAAAACGUCAAGGCCGAGGUCUGGGUGCCCAAAAGCGCUUCGCAGAUCGAUUCCACGGCCUGCCGCGACUUCGGCUUCCCCUCCACUCAUGCCAUGAACUCCGUGAGCAACUCGCUCUUUGCAGUGCUCUUUUACUUCAAUCAUCCAUGGGUUGAUAGCGCUGGAGCGAUGGCCAUGGUAUUUGGAUUAUUUGGCAUGUGUUUCUGGAUUUCAUCCAUUUCUUUAGGACGUUUGUAUCUUGGGGUCCACUCCCCUAUGGAUGUGAAAGGAGGAGUGCUGCUGGGCACAGCAGUUGCUUUGAUGGCGGGACCCCUACAGGCCUGCAACACCUUCGACAGAUUCAUGCUGAAAACGCCGCAUGUCGGGCUGUUGCUGCUCUUUCUGGUGAUUCUUGUCUUGGUGCUGAACCCUCAGCCACGACCCAUGACGCCGACAUUUAUGCAAAAUUGCACUCUUUGUGGCCUAAUCCUGGGUUGUGCUGUUGGCUUCCGCAUGGAGAUGGAUCAUCUGGGUGCGCCCAGACUUCACAACUCAUCUGUCAGUCAGAUGCUGUUGCGGGUUGUGCUGGGCUAUUCCAUCCUGAUGUUGGCUCGGAUGGUGAUGAAAGCGCUGCUGAGCCAGCUGCUGGGUGCCUUAGGCUUUGAACCCCAUCCCACCAAGCCGAAGACCUCGCCUUCGCCUGGACCAGGACCUCCGGGGAUCAAAGGAUGGGAUCUCUUCGCUGCAGCCUUCAUGAAGACCUCGGUCUAUGCAGUCAUGGCAUGGACCAUCGUCUGUGGUGCGCCGGCACUUUUUGAGGCCAUGAAGAUCCCUUGCUCCGUGAAUGGCUGA